GCGCGGGGACGGCGCCGGCUCCGAGCCCCCGGGAGCAGCGCCGGGAGCUCGCAGCUGCGAAGUGCAGGCGCGGCGGUUUGAGGCAGGGAGGAGAGCGCUGCGGCAGCCGCGCGGCAUGGGCUGGGGCCGCGGGGGCCCGGCGAGGAGCGUCCCCUCGGCCAUGAGCGGGUCCGAGGGUUACAGCGGGAGUCAGGCCGGCGGCGGGCCGGAUGACAUCACCCGCAAAGCAUCCGCCGCGCUGGACGUGCAGGGGAAUUAUAAAAAGGCUCAGAAGAAUGAGAGAGAGUCCAUCAGGCAGAAGCUGGCCCUCGGAAGUUUCUUUGAUGAUGGCCCGGGCCUGUAUACCAGCUGCAGCAAAAGCGGCAAGCCCAGCCUCUCUUCUCGGUUACAAAGUGGGAUGAACCUGCAGAUCUGUUUUGUGAACGACAGUGGCAGCGACAAAGACAGCGAUGCUGACGACAGCAAGACAGAAACGAGCCUGGAUACGCCCUUGUCCCCAAUGAGCAAGCAGAGUUCUUCCUACUCGGACCGAGACACUACUGAAGAAGAGUCUGAAUCCCUAGAUGACAUGGAUUUUCUCACUAGGCAAAAGAAACUACAAGCUGAAGCCAAAAUGGCCUUGGCUAUGGCAAAGCCUAUGGCCAAAAUGCAAGUGGAGGUGGAAAAGCAGAACCGGAAGAAAUCUCCAGUAGCUGAUCUUCUGCCACAUAUGCCUCAUAUAAGUGAAUGCCUGAUGAAAAGAAGUUUAAAACCCACUGAUCUACGAGAUAUGACUAUUGGGCAGCUACAAGUGAUAGUCAAUGAUCUCCACUCACAAAUAGAAAGCUUGAAUGAAGAAUUGGUGCAGCUGCUGCUCAUUCGAGAUGAACUGCACACAGAGCAGGAUGCGAUGCUGGUGGACAUCGAAGACCUGACCAGACAUGCUGAAAGUCAGCAGAAGCACAUGGCAGAGAAAAUGCCAGCAAAAUGAAACAAAAAGCCAUCAGACUAGAGAUCAAGCUAGACUUUAUUUUGCUUCUGUGUUUGUACAAAUGCUGAUGUCCAAGGUGGCGCACAAGAAAAUCAGUGUUAGUCAUUGAUCAUGUCUGAAGCUUUAUGUCCAGUGAUUGGCCUCUGCUUCUUAAUUUAUUUUAAUUUUUUUUUUUACUUCUGCCACUAAAUAUGAGGCAUUUUAAUAAUAUUAUUACAAAAAUGUACAGUACUUAUAACAUUAAAAAUCAUGGAUAAGAAGAGAGGGUAGUUUAACUUUAUUUUUGUUUGUUUAGAGGUUUUAAGUUGGACGAUAUUUUACCAUUGACUACUUUUUUAUUCUUCACUGUAGUUUUAAAUAAAGAAACUGUAAUUGACGGUGCUAUACAAGUCAAAAAAUACAUGCCUGCCUCGUAGUGAAGUCGUAGCUUUCAGUAAUAUGUAUAUUUUAAUCAGUUUUCAACAUUUUGUGAAUGUUGACUACCUGACGUUCAUUUUUAGAUGUGCUAUUAACAUUCAGUUGGAUUCAAAGAGUUACCUUGAAAGUUUUAUGUAUAAAUAUGUAAAAUAAAAAUUUAAAAAAUUGUUUCAUAUGAUACGUCUUUUUGUUGACUAGUGGUUGACUUUGGUGAUGCACCAGUAAAGUAUUCAUAUACUAAAUGUACAAUUCCUAAUUUGUCAUCACCAGAAAGAGCCUUUUUUGCCUAUCACAUGAAACUAUGGAGAGAAGACAGGAUUUUUGUAGAGUUAUUUAUUUGUAAGUUCAUAAUGUAUGUAUGACAUUGACUUAAGAUAUUCUUAUAUUGUAACAUUCACUGGGGCCCUAAUAGUGUGACUAUUGUUAGACUCAGCAGGCACAUACAGUAGAUGUUUUUAUAUUUUAUUGUCUGGGCUAAAUAUUUAAAUGACUCACCAAUGUCAGAAAUAAAAAUGAUGUUGAAAUCUAAGCAGCAUAUUAAAUGUAUUAUAUAUGGUAAUUACUCACCUCUCUGCCUUGCGGCUGGGCUCGUGUUCAGGAUCUGUCCUCGCCGGGUCAGUGCUCCGUGCGUCCUCCUCUGGUUACCGCGGCCGGCAGCGGCAGGAGGACUGACGCUGCGGGAACUCACAGGUCUCUUUUCGCCUUUAGUUUGUUUGAUGUGAUGCCGAUACCAUGUUGGGCUCCCUGUUCCUCGUACCGACUGGCCAUAGCCAGAAGUGGAAAUACAUGUCAUGAAAGCUAGCUAUCUUUUACUUGUUAAUUCUUUUCUGUGACAAAUUUAUCUUUGCAAUGUGUAUGGCUAAUGACUUAUUCAGGGUGUUUUCAGAAAAGCAUGUGAUGUAUCAAAAUUUCAUCUCACACAAAGAAUGUAUUUUAUAAAAUGAGUUAUUCUUUUUCUUUUUUCCUUGCUUCUCAAAAAUUGCACAGUCCAGAUUAAGCAGGCCCUAAAACUGUGCUAGAGUCCCACCACGCUGGGGAGUUUUUGUGCUGAUGGCGGUUUUUUGUUUGUAAUAGAAAUCCUGCUGCACAGCCUGUGUUUUGGGUUUACUCUGGGGGCUUCCCCCCCCCCUUUUUAAGAAGGUUGUGGCUGGAGGCGUGCAGAGUCUCUGCGGGGGGGGGGGGGGGGGGGGGUGGCACUGCUCCCUGUCCGUGACUUGCGAAAAAGCAGCAUCUGCAGAACAGCAGGUUUCGGCGGGGAAAGUCUCCGCAGGAUUUAUUUAAGAGUCCGCCUGGGGGCAGCUCCCUCCAGCGCAGUUUCCCUGCCAAACCUGGCCCCGGGGAGAGCGAGCCAGGGGCUGCAGGGCGCCGAGGGCUCAAGCGCAAACCUCCUUUUUCGGGUUUUUCCCAAAGCGGCCCCUGCCAGGGCCGGCGCCCUCCAGGAGCGUCCAGGGAGCCGCAGCCAGCGGGAGCGGCUGGGGGCCGAGCCCCGGGGCAGCUCGGCUUAGAAAGUGCAGCCUGCAGGGUUAGACUGGAGAAGCGUCAGGCUCGCCUGCAAAGCAGGACUGUUACCCUCCAGUUAUUUACUUUGCAUGUUUGUUUGUUUGUUUGUUUUGAAUCUAUGCAGAAAAAAAUUUAAGAACUUCAUUUCCCUGUAUCUCUUGUCUCGAUGCUGUGGUUUGCAUGUGGAGGUACCUGCUGGGUUUUUUCUAUUGCUGCUUUGUACCAUGUCUGUGUUUUCAGUGCUCUAAGAACAAACUUGCCACUGUGGGGCAAAAAAGGGAGCUGUCGUAGGAAGCGGCUCUCCUGGCGUGCGAGCCGAGCAGCUGCAGUUUGCACCCCACACGCGGCGGUGUGGGCACCCCGAAUGCGGGGUGCCCAGCCACCGACCUCCAUGCCUGACUGCAGAUUUAGAUUACUGACUUCCAAAGUCCCAAAUUCAGAAAGUUUGGUCUAAGCUUUAAAAAAAAACCUGAAGUGGGGCGUGUUGCCGGCGGAUGCCGCCACAGCCCCGGGGGCUGAGCUCGGCCUUGCAGCCCACUCGCGCCGCCGCUUCCAGGGCACUUGGUCAGGAUGCCGAGGCAGACAGGAGUUUUGUUAACUUGCUAAGUGCCUUUAACUUGAUAAAGAAAAGUUCGCAAAAUGUGUUUAUUCAGUUAACCAGCAGUUGAUGACUACUGAUAUUUUUUUCCUGUUACAUCUUUAGAAGUUUGGGUUUUUUAACACGAGAAUAUUGCUGGGUUAUUGCAUCUUCUUGGAUCUCUGUCCAGUGUACUCAAGCAUCACGCUGACGUGUAUGAUGACAAUGCUGUAGAAGUCAUGAAUUAAAUUACAUUUUUAAAAGAUAAA
Rhea pennata is the source of this 3733-nucleotide messenger RNA. RefSeq names its product schwannomin interacting protein 1 (gene SCHIP1). Gene Ontology annotation, cellular component: cell junction; plasma membrane. The record is from RefSeq and is a predicted model, not a curated record. Bases 116 to 970 code for a protein of 284 amino acids. Gene Ontology annotation, biological process: positive regulation of hippo signaling. Lineage: Eukaryota; Metazoa; Chordata; Aves; Rheiformes; Rheidae. The transcript is spliced from 7 exons.